GUGAAGAAAUUGAAAGUGUGGCGGGUAGUCGAUAUAAGUAACGGCCUUCGCCACUGAAAAACUAUUCUGCUGGUGAAUUUCAACGUGAGUGGUUGGAUCUAAAAGAUUUUCUUGUUGUUUUCCGCGUAAAUAUUUUUCCGCAUUUUGAACUGCGCAGUGCUUAAAUUUUACAUUAAAGAAGACAGUGUUUUGUUGUGCUAAAGAAGUUCAAUAGUGGAAGAAGCAUAAUAGAGAAUUUGUAAAGAUGUGGAUUAAAGUGACCUUUUUCCUCUCGACCCUCACGUUGAUUGCGGGCCUCCCGGUGAGGAAUAAACCCCUACCAAUUACCCAAGAGAGCAUCGAUGGACUCAAAUACCUGCUAAAAUUGCGACAAAUGCACCUACAAGAGCAACUCCAGCAACCACAAGAAUUCCUCUUCAGCUAUCGCAUCCCCUCUCAAGAUGAGCUCAGUGCUCCUGUAGAUCCUGAGGCGGCAGCUCUGCAGCAAAUGUUGCCACCUCAGGUAUCAAAUGAGCCCAACUACUACACCAUGAAGCCCCGCAAGGGCACAAAGAAAUACCAGCCCGAACAGAAACAAGUUCACCUGAGAAAUCCCCCACAGAAUCCCAUUGUCGUGGAAGAUGAGAAGCCCCUAAGGCACGAUUAUCCCUUUGAGGAUGUCAAUUACGAUCUCGGGGAGCAAUUCUAUUUGCCCGAAGCGGGAAAUCCCGAAGCUGUGGUUGUGGAAUCACCCAAUCAGACCCAACCCAAAGAAUUAAAUACAGGAGAGACCUACAGUGCCAUCCGCAGGAAGACAGAGCCCCAAGAGGCUGUACAGGAUCGUGUGGAAUUCCAAAUGCACGGACAUGCUGGACCCAAAAGCUACAAAUUCGGCUACGACACGGCAAAAACCGCCAGUUCCGAUUUGAGGAAGUCGACAACGAGGGAAAACUAAAGGGCCAUUAUGGGUACAUUGACAAGAGGGGUAAAGUUCAUAUUAUCAAAUACACAUCGAGUCCCGAGGAAGGAUUCAAAGCGGAGAAAGCCAGCUAGUUUUACACCAAAAUCUCUCCAAAAAAUGAAUCUAAAUUAUUCCUCAAGUGAAAAAAUACCCGCCUCUUUGUACCUUCUGACUCCAGAAAGAAAAGACGCAGAAAUUCCAUGAAUUUGUUGUCUCACUGUAAGAAAAUCUCCCACAAAUAACAUUCACACCACACUGGUUUUAUAUAUUUAUAGUGAUAAAAAAAGUGAACAAUAAAAGAAAUUGGUAAAUAGAAAAA
Messenger RNA from Phlebotomus papatasi, 1259 nucleotides. RefSeq lists its product as uncharacterized. The coding region runs from base 245 to 934 and encodes 229 amino acids. The record is from RefSeq and is a predicted model, not a curated record. The transcript is spliced from 3 exons. NCBI's taxonomy places the organism in Eukaryota, Metazoa, Arthropoda, Insecta, Diptera, Psychodidae.